Alternaria alternata is the source of this 1430-nucleotide messenger RNA. RefSeq lists its product as hypothetical. NCBI's taxonomy places the organism in Eukaryota, Fungi, Ascomycota, Dothideomycetes, Pleosporales, Pleosporaceae. The coding region runs from base 237 to 983 and encodes 248 amino acids. The transcript has a single exon. The record is from RefSeq and is a predicted model, not a curated record.
AUAGACCCUCUAUCUAAACCAACUCACUCGAAACGACUACGACCUGCUGUUCACACGACCAACAGUCUACCAUCUACCACCGUCAGCAAAAACAGAACACCAACAACACUACCACACCAAAGUUACCCUCCCACACUGGGAGUGACUUCACCAACACCAUUCCGUACCUUGGGAACAACGUCACAACGGCUUCCCCAAAGUCUAUUCUGAAGAACUCACCCACAUCAUCUCCCAAGAUGCCUUCCGCACGCACAAACCAACCGACCAUCGUUCACUCACGGCCUUCCACGGCCAAGAAGGAGCGUGUGGUCGGCUUCUACGAGGACCCCGUCGACUCUUUCUCCCGUCCUGUCAACACUGCUGAGAGCUGGGCCGCCUACCACUUCGAGAUGCACGCCAGGAAGUGUGCUUACUGCCACAACCCCUACGAAGUCCACCGCAACCACGAGCAACUCUGCGAGGUCGGUCACGGCCUAGCCCAACAAGUGGCCCGCUACAUCUACCAAAAGUCGGACGGAGCCACCUACUCAACUGUCGAGGAAGACAACAAGCUCGUCCGUGUAGAGAUCCCAGCCGGUUACGUUGAAGUCUGCAGCCUCCUCAAGGCCAUUGAGCGCAGCAUCCGUCACCGAUCCCGCAAGCCAUUUGUCUCCAUGGACCGCAGCUACUACGUUGCUCCCCGCACAGCACCCGCCUCUCCCCGACGAAGCCACUCCGUCAAGGUUGACCAAGAAUCAAAGACCAAGACAAAGUCAUCAUCACGAUCACGCAACGGUGAGAUCGUCGACUGGCCACAGCACAGCACCAGCCGACCAAAGCGACCACUUGCCGAGAUUAGCAACACUCCCAGCUCCAAGCGCGGCUCCCUCUACGAGGAGGACCUGGCUAAGCAGCGCCGAGCUGCAAAGCACUACGCUGUCGAGGUCCGCGAGCCAUCGACACGGGACCUUCGCGAGCACCGGUCGUCUGGCUACUACCGAUGAAUGAUGACUUGAAGACUUUCUUUGCGCCUUACGAAAUACGAUCUAUUGAAUAAUACGAUACCCACACUACCAUCUACGGCUACGAGGCCUAGCGGCCGCGCGGUCGAACACUCCGAUCCCACCACGACAUCCGCGGGCGGACGCUGCAAAAGCUCCGCGCCGGUGCGCGCCACCACCACCAAACACACAUUCAUACAUGCUUUAUCGCACGCUUUGCUUCUGCGUUGCUUAUACAUGCUCUUGGGUAGUGCAGGAUAACGGUGGAAUGAUACCUUGAGAGGAUCAAACAGUUGCAUGCCUCCACCUUUGCGGUGUUGAGGGGGGAAUGGAUGAUGCACGCCAGGGUAAUAGACCCUGAUGAUGCGGAGGAUACUUGGAAUGACGUUGCUGGCCCGAGACUAAGGGAUCUGGCUAGAUAGCUAAUAAUGGAAAUAAUUCAUAAUCACC